This is a messenger RNA of Phytophthora infestans T30-4, 771 nucleotides long. RefSeq lists its product as uncharacterized. The record is from RefSeq and is a predicted model, not a curated record. The coding region runs from base 1 to 771 and encodes 256 amino acids. Gene Ontology annotation, molecular function: protein binding. NCBI's taxonomy places the organism in Eukaryota, Oomycota, Peronosporomycetes, Peronosporales, Peronosporaceae. The transcript has a single exon.
AUGGAGGAUGUCGUCGACGCGUCGCUCGUACCCGACGAAAAUGGAAUUCUGGAUCUGCAGGACAAACACUGGGUGACUCUGGAUGAAGUCGUGUGGACCUACGCACACGCGCUGUUGGUGCUCAAUGUGUCACGUAACCAGCUCGUACAUAUUUCCGAAUCAAUUGGCAAGUUGGAGCUCCUCCGUGAGCUGCUGUUGGCCAACAACCGCAUCGUCUCUAUUCCUGUACAGAUCGCUCGCUGUGUGAAUUUGCGCAAGUUGGAUCUCCACCGCAACAGACUUGAGCAGCUCCCCCGUGAGUUGCAGUACUGCGAGCGACUAGAAGAUCUCGAUGUGUCUUAUAAUGACCUUUUAACGAUACCACCGGAGCUCGGACGACUGCAACACCUGCGCGUACUCAACGUACGCUACAACAAGCUCACGCUACUGCCACACACACUAUGCGACUGCCAAGUACUAGAAGAAGUAUGCUGCGAGGGCAACGAAGGCCUCACAGAUAUCCCUGAGUCAUUACGCAGCAAUACAAAACUGGUGUUGUGGAUCUGUAGCACCGUCAAGCGGCAUCGCGCUGAGGUGGCGGAGCUGGUCGAGAUCAACAGUGAACUGGAGCGCAUGGCGCGACUCGGAGACGAAGAGCGACUGAAACUUCGCGAAGAGAUCAGCGACUUGCAACGUAAGAAGAAGAGUCUAGAAGAUGAGCGGCCACAUAACUAUCUGCUCGUUAAAAAGCACGUGGUGCGGGUCACGUCCGAGGUGUGCAACUUGAUGUAG